Molecule: messenger RNA, 1237 nt
Organism: Bombyx mandarina (wild silkworm)
Lineage: Eukaryota; Metazoa; Arthropoda; Insecta; Lepidoptera; Bombycidae
Product: arginine-hydroxylase NDUFAF5, mitochondrial
Biological process (GO): mitochondrial respiratory chain complex I assembly
Cellular component (GO): mitochondrion
Source: RefSeq, a predicted model, not a curated record
CAAAAUUGAAAACAUAACCUAGAAUUUCUACUGAAUUUACAGUAUAAAAAUUAAAAAUGAAGCUGAAUUAGUACAUAACAAUUAAUAAUAAUUAAAUUUAUUUGGGAAAAGAGUAAUAAAGCGAAUAAAAAUGCGUUACUUACAGUAUCUAAGUUUACGUCGUUCUUUAUUGGGAUCGAAUGCAAAAAAUAUACAGGCAGAUAUACGAAACAUCGUUCAAAAUAGUUCGUAUGCAGCAAAACAAAAGACCGCAAGUUCUAUAUACCGAACUAUGAAUAUAUUUGAUAGGAAAACUAAGAUGAUACAAAGAGAAAGAGCAGCCUGUAACGAGGAAUACCACUUGUCUGAAUACGUUAAAGAAGAAAUUGGUUGGCGGACAGCUGACAAAAUAUUCGACAUUAAAAGAACGUUCAAAAACGCUGUAGAACUGGGAGCCUCUCGUGGAUAUGUAUCACGACACUUCCUGCCGGACAGCGUGGAGAAGGUGACACUGUGUGACACAUCCAGAACUCAUCUCGAUAAGGCAAUAGUUGGUGAGGGCGUUCAAUAUGAAAAGAUGAUAAUGGACGAGGAAAAUUUUGAAUUACCAGACGACAGCGUUGAUCUGUUGGUUUCAUCGCUUACCUUCCACUGGGUGAACGACCUUCCAGGACUCUUUGACAGGAUAAUGAAAUGCCUCAAACCUGAUGGUGUGUUGCUGGCUUGCACCUUCGGUGGAGACACCCUGAUGGAGCUGCGUCAGGCGCUCCAACUGUCUGACUUGGAGCGGAGAGGAGGGGUUUCUCCUCAUGUAUCACCGUUUACCAGACCCACGGACAUUGGGGGUUUGCUCAAUGCUGCUGGUUUUACGUUGCAAACAGUGGACAUAGACAAAAUGACGAUUUGGUACCCCAGUGCCUUUGAGUUGAUGCGCGACCUAAGGUUGGCUGGCGAGAACAACGCAGCCCACAAUCGUUCGGGACAUCUGCCCCGGGACGUGCAGUUCGCUGCCGCCGCCAUAUACGACCAGAUGUACGGGAAGGACUUCCCCGAGAGGGGUUCCAGGGGAGUCCCGGCUACGUUCGAGAUUAUCAAUUUCGUCGGCUGGAAGCCUGACCCCUCCCAGCCGGCUCCGAUCCAGCGCGGCUCGGGACAGGUUUCUCUGAAGGAUCUGCACAAAAUCGACGAGAUAUUACAGAAGACAACCACGAUUAAAGUUGAUGAUGAUGAUAAUAAAUAAAUAAAUUGAAUAAAAACA